AUGGCAAGCGGUGCUUUCACAGAUGACCAGCUUCAAGCUAUCUCCGCCAUUGUUCAGCAGGCUGUUCUUCCUCUCAGAGAAGCCUCUGCAAGAAAGCAGCCUGCGACAAAUGGCCUUCCUGAACCAGCGCAAACAAAUGGGGUCAAUGGAUACCACUACACUGCCCCAGAAGAUAUCAACAGCGCUCAAGACCGAGUCAAGUUUGCAUAUUGGGUACCCAAUGUCUCUGGUGGUCUCGUCAUCAGCAAGAUCCCUCAGCGAACGAACUGGGACUACCUAUCCAAUGUGAGAUAUGCACAGACUGCCGAGAAUGUUGGUUUCGAGUUUGCCCUGACACAAAUUCGAUUUAUGUCGGGUUACGGUGCCGAGAACCAGCAUGAAUCUGUUUCAUUCUCGCAAGCCCUGCUCCAUAACACGAAAAAGCUCAACGUCAUUGCAGCUCUAUUACCAGGGCCAUGGAACCCAGCUGUGGCUGCGAAACAAAUUGCCAGCAUCGAUCAUUACACCAAUGGCCGAAUCUCUGUCAAUAUCGUCUCAGGGUGGUUCAAAGCCGAGUUCACAAGUAUCGGACAAUGGUGGCUAGAACAUGCUGAGCGUUACAGACGCAGUAGAGAAUUCAUCGAAUGCCUAAAAGGAAUCUGGACCACGGACAAGUUCAGCUUCAAAGGCGAUUUCUACCAAUUCCACGACUACCCUCUUUCCCCCAAGCCUCUCGCCAGCCCCGGACGCCCUCACCCCCUCAUCUUCCAAGGCGGAAACUCCAUCGACGCUCGUGACAACGGCGCGCAUGUCUCAGAUUACUAUUUCAUGAACGGCAACACCCUAGAAGGAUUCCAAGAGCAGAUCGCCGACGUCAAAGCCCGAGCCAAGAAACUAGGCCGCGAAGACGAGAUUAAGUUCGCCGUCAACGGCUUCUGCAUCGUCAAAGAAACCGAAGCAGAAGCCAUCAGGCUCCUGCAAGAAAUCCAGGGCAAAGCCGACAAGGAAGCCGUAGCCGCUUUCGGCGACGCCGUCAAGCAGGCUGGUUCUAGUACCGGGAACAAGAAGGGCAUGUGGGCUGAUAGCACGUUCGAGGACUUGGUGCAGUAUAAUGACGGAUUCAAGACCAAGUUGAUUGGGACCAAGGAGCAGAUCGCCGAUCGUAUUUUGUUGCUUAAAAGUCUGGGUAUCGAUAUUGUGCUGCUUGCGUUCUUGCAUUAUGAGGAGGAUAUCGAGUAUUUUGGGGAGCAGGUCUUGACUCUUGUGAGGCAGUUGGAGAAGGAGGGACGCGGCAAGAAUCAAGAAGAUGAAAUCGCGAGGACGGGCGAGGUGUAUAGAGCAAAGAAGGUGGUAUAG
Lachnellula hyalina is the source of this 1335-nucleotide messenger RNA. RefSeq names its product Pyrimidine monooxygenase RutA. The record is from RefSeq and is a predicted model, not a curated record. Gene Ontology annotation, molecular function: alkanesulfonate monooxygenase activity. Gene Ontology annotation, biological process: alkanesulfonate catabolic process. The transcript is spliced from 4 exons. Lineage: Eukaryota; Fungi; Ascomycota; Leotiomycetes; Helotiales; Lachnaceae. The coding region runs from base 1 to 1335 and encodes 444 amino acids.